UCCCUUGGCGGUCAAAGGUCUGGACCGGCGGCUCCCCCGGUGUUUAACGCCACUAAUCACUCUUCUUUCCCCCCGGUUUCAAUCUAUUUUCCCAUUUCCAAAUCCCGCUGAUCGGAAAUCCCAAUUGCUCCCCGUUUCCCUGGUUUACGUCAAAUCUUUCGUGGUUGAAAUCUUCACGGGUCUGGUUUGCCUCGUGCUUUCAUCCGGUCUUUAAUACUGUGAAACGAUCCCUCCGGCCACGGGGCGCACGAUCUUAUCAAUCCAAACCUCGUUUACCCCGCGAUCUUCCGCAGCUGCAUCUUGCACUCCCCUCCUCAGCGCAUAAUAGAUCGGAUCGACCUGUGAGAUUAAGAUCUCUACAAAAGCUCUUAAGUGAUAUUUUACAAUAAAUCUGGAGCAGUCUUGAGGCGCGUGUUGUGAUCAUGGGUAAAUCUCAGUCGAAGCUUUCCCCCUCCCAGCUCGAUGAGCUUCAGAAAGCUACCCAUUUCGACAAAAAGGAACUGCAGCAAUGGUAUAAAGGGUUUUUGAAGGACUGCCCCUCGGGAACCUUGACCAAGGAAGAAUUCCAGAAGAUCUACCGACAAUUCUUCCCCUUUGGCGAUCCGUCAUCAUUCGCCAACUACGUAUUCCGUGUCUUCGAUUCGGAUAAUAGCGGGAUGAUCGAUUUCAAGGAAUUUAUUUGUGCAUUGUCGGUCACAUCCCGGGGCAAAAUGGAGGACAAGUUGGAUUGGGCGUUUCAGCUGUAUGACAUCGAUGGGGAUGGUAAGAUCACGUACGACGAGAUGCUCGCUAUCGUGGAGGCGAUUUAUAAGAUGGUGGGCUCGAUGGUGAAACUCCCCGAAGAUGAGGACACCCCGGAGAAACGAGUUCGCAAGAUUUUCCGGAUGAUGGACAAAGAUGAGAAUGGCAGCCUUGACAUGGAGGAGUUUAAAGAGGGUAGCAAGCGCGACGAGACGAUCGUGAGCGCCCUGUCUCUGUACGAUGGACUGGUAUGAGUGGGUGGUCGCAUUUGUCUUUUUGCGUCUAGGAUUCCCAUUAUUGCCUGUCCCUGUACUUGUCUACCUGGUGCCCCGUAUUGGUGGUAUUCUGGUCGGAUCGCUUCUCCUGUACACUUUCCC
Aspergillus pseudotamarii is the source of this 1118-nucleotide messenger RNA. RefSeq names its product EF-hand domain-containing protein. The transcript has 5 exons. The record is from RefSeq and is a predicted model, not a curated record. Lineage: Eukaryota; Fungi; Ascomycota; Eurotiomycetes; Eurotiales; Aspergillaceae. The coding region runs from base 423 to 995 and encodes 190 amino acids. Gene Ontology annotation, cellular component: intracellular membrane-bounded organelle; membrane; cytosol. Gene Ontology annotation, molecular function: calcium ion binding.